Messenger RNA from Penicillium diatomitis, 3519 nucleotides. RefSeq names its product ATP-dependent 3'-5' DNA helicase. The transcript has a single exon. Bases 1 to 3519 code for a protein of 1172 amino acids. Gene Ontology annotation, molecular function: nucleic acid binding; ATP binding. The record is from RefSeq and is a predicted model, not a curated record. NCBI's taxonomy places the organism in Eukaryota, Fungi, Ascomycota, Eurotiomycetes, Eurotiales, Aspergillaceae.
AUGAAUCACGCCUCGGAUAAUCACACUCAGCUCCCUCUGAAACGCAAACAGAGCCAGAAUGUGGACAUCACCGUAUCAAGCGCGUCAUCGGUAGCCGGCACUGAUAGUGCUGCCGACGAAGCGUCUCACACCUCCGCUCACGAUGUUCACGACUCGCAAACAGUUGAGGGCGAAAUUAAGCCUGCCAAGAAAAGGAAAGGUACAGGCAAGAAAGGGACUUCGUCUGGUACAAAGGUAAAAGCUCCAGCGAGGAGACUACCCUCCAAGCCUUGGCCUGAGGAAAUCAAGCAUCUAUCGCAGACCCAUCGUGCGCUGAAUUUGGUCUACACCUUUUGUUGCACGCGUAAACACUUUAUUACGACAUUUGAAAAUAUCAAGAAUGCGGUUCAGGCACAACUGGGUCAGGGUCGUGAGCUCACGAUAGAGGAUGUGGCUCGGGUGAAGGUCUUGGUGCCGUUAGCUGUGCGAUUCGAAUAUGUCGACGAAGCUCGACUUGAGAUCAUGACAGUUGGGGAUAGAGAAAGUGCGGACUAUGAGUCUCGCGCUGGUGCGGGCAUGAUAUCUGCUUCUGAGAUCGCGAAUUACACCGGUGAUGACGACAAUUUUGUUCGGAAUGUUCUCCUGUUCGAGUUUGUGGAUGGUGACUUGAAGCGCGAGGUCAGAAAUCCAAAGACAGGGGAGCCAUCGAAACCUUUUCGCCGAAUGAGGGACGAGGAUCUUAAGAUGCCGGUCUUCAGUCAGAAACAGAUGCUUGGUUUAAUUGAGAAGAGAAACACCAAGUUCACCGAUGCGAUUGAUGCUUUCCUUGUGCGCUGUGAAGAUCAAGGGCUAGACCCGGUCCAAACGCUGGAGGAAGAGAAGGCUGCAUUUAUCCCGACGCCACCGGCGAGUGAGGUGAACACUCCUGCCUUCGCAAAGCCUCCAGCAACAAUACCGAAAGAACGCGAAAGUAUCGCAGAAAUCAUUGCUCAGAUUCGUGAAAUGGAGUGGUAUCACGCUCAAAUCGUGCCGGAAGGACACCGAGUUUUCGAUGCUCAGUCACCGGUCUACGGAGAUUUGUCGUUUCAGCUAUCUCAGGAGCUUGUUGAUGCGCUCUACAACACCAAGGGCAUCACUCAGCUUUACUCCCAUCAAGCCGAAGCCAUCAAUUACUUGUAUGAGGGCCAUAAUGUGAUUGUCUCAACCUCGACUAGCUCGGGGAAAUCGCUCAUUUACCAAAUACCCAUGCUUCACGAGCUACAGAAAGACCCUGACAGCCGUGGCAUGUAUAUAUUUCCUACCAAGGCUCUGGCACAGGACCAACGGCGCAGCAUGACAGAUCUGCUACAGUUCAUGGAUGGAUUGCAGCAAAUCAUGGUGGAAACCUUCGACGGCGACACGCCAAUGGGGAGUCGAAAUCUGAUUCGUGAUGAGGCUCGUAUCAUUUUCACUAAUCCUGAUAUGCUACAUAUCACCAUCCUUCCUCAGGAAAGCGCGUGGCGCACGUUCUUGAAGAACUUGAAAUUCGUGGUGGUGGAUGAAUUGCACGUCUACAACGGCCUGUUCGGUUCGCAUGUGGCCUACAUCAUGCGGCGACUUCGACGCAUCUGUGCUGCAGUUGGCAACCGCCAUGUCAAGUUCAUAUCAUGCUCUGCAACGGUCGCAAAUCCAGAGCAGCACAUGAAAUCCAUCUUUGGGGUCAAGGACGUGAAGCUCGUAGAUUUUGACGGCUCUCCAUCUGGUCGCAAGGAGUUUAUCUGCUGGAACACCCCCUUCAAAGAUCCUGCUGACCCAAGCUCAGGACGCGGUGACAGCGUUGCUGAGACUGCUCGGUUGGUUUGUCAAUUGAUACUACGUGGUGUACGCGUGAUUGCGUUCUGUCGCGUCAGGCGGCUUUGUGAAACACUCUUGAAGGCUGUUCGCAACGAGUUUCAAACCCUGGAAAGACCUGAAGUCGGCCAAAUGGUCAUGGGUUACCGAGGUGGGUACAGUCCACAGGAUCGACGGCGCAUCGAAAAAGAGAUGUUUGACGGUAAAUUGAUGGGUAUCGUGGCCACCAACGCAUUGGAACUGGGCGUCGAUAUCGGCUCUCUGGAUGCAGUGGUCACCCUUGGCUUUCCAUACUCAAUUUCCAAUCUACGGCAGCAAAGUGGUCGUGCAGGUCGAAGAAACAAGGACUCUCUCUCCGUCCUGGUCGGUGACCGAUACCCUACGGAUCAGCAUUAUAUGCAAAACCCGGAUGAGAUUUUCACGCGGCCAAACUGCGAGCUGCAGAUUGACCUGACUAAUGAGCUGAUCCAAGAGGGCCAUAUUCAAUGUGCCGCCUUUGAAAUGCCUAUCCGGCCAGACGAAGAUCAUGUUUACUUUGGCGAACAGCUCUUUGCCCUCGCAGCCACUCGGCUGAUCAAAGAUAGCAUGGGCUUUUAUCAUUGUCAUGAUCGCUUUCGGCCUCAGCCAUCCCGAUGUGUGAGCAUCCGUGACACUGAAGACACGCAUUUCGCCGUCAUUGACACGACCAACAAUCGCAAUGUCGUUUUGGAGGAAGUUGAAGCCUCGCGCGCGUUCUUUACAAUCUAUGAAGGAGGUAUUUUUCUUCAUCAAGGUCAGACAUUCAUUGUCAAGGAACUCAACGUCGAACGCCAUCUUGCGCGGGUCUUGCGGGUGCAUGUCGACUGGAGCACAAUGCAGCGAGACUAUACAGACAUUGACCCGAUCGAGACCGAAGCCAUGCGUCUGGUUGGCAAUGGUCCUGACGCCUGCCGAGCCUUCUUCGGUGCGGUGCAGAUACAUGCGGUUGUAUAUGGCUUCUUCAAGAUCGACAAGCGCGGUCGGCUCCUUGACGCAGUGGCAGUCGACAACCCUCCCAUCGAUCUCUUCACCAAGGGCAUGUGGCUUAACGUUCCAACACGUGCGAUUGAGAUUCUCGAGUCACGCAGACUCAACGUUGCAGCUGCUAUUCACGCCGCCGAGCAUGGAGUCCUCUCACUGCUUCCUUCUUUCGUGAUCUCGUCAGCCGGCGACGUCCGAACAGAGUGUAAGAUUGCGCAAAAGGAGCUCGGCAAGGGACUUCGCCGCGCCAACGAGUUGGGCAAGUCUCGACAGGAGCUCGAGAAACAAAUCCAACCGCCCUCGAGGCAACGUCCUGCCCGCUUGACUUUCUACGAUGCAAAGGGUGGGUCUUGCGGGUCUGGGAUCGCGAGCAAGGCUUUUGAAUUCAUCGGGUUGCUGCUCAGACGGGCGGUCGCUCGUAUUGAAGCAUGUCCUUGUCUCUCGCCUCAGGGUUGCAUUGAAUGUGUUUGCGAUGAGAGAUGCAAGGACAUGAAUACGGUCAUGAGCAAGGCAGGGGCGGGCGUCAUUCUUCGAUGUUUACUGGGAUGGGAAGUUGACGUGGAUGCUCUUCCCUGGGGCGAGGAUGUUGAGGUUGUAGAUCCAGGUACGGCUGGCAGCCGUGAGUUGGCUGGAGGGUGGGAGACAGUGGUGAAGGCCAGGGAUGUUCCUUGGAAACGAGGAUGCGAGCCGGCAGAGAGUGCGGACUCGUGA